Molecule: messenger RNA, 3099 nt
Organism: Tilletiopsis washingtonensis
Lineage: Eukaryota; Fungi; Basidiomycota; Exobasidiomycetes; Entylomatales
Product: Dna2-domain-containing protein
Exons: 7
Coding region: 1-3099 (1032 amino acids)
Biological process (GO): replication fork reversal
Cellular component (GO): cytoplasm
Molecular function (GO): helicase activity; 5'-flap endonuclease activity
Source: RefSeq, a predicted model, not a curated record
AUGGUCAAGGCUGCGACCGUCCGGCGCGCCGCUGCCCGCCGCCAGGUCGUGCUCGAGCUGGAGGAGCUCGGCCGGCACGAGCUCGUCGACGGGCAGCGGGCCAAGGGCGCCGGCCACGGCACGCGCCGGCAGGUCGUGCUGCGCGACGAGUGGCUCGCGACGGCCGAGCUGGUGCAUGUGGGGGAUGUCGUCAACCUCAUCGGCACGUGGGCCGCGGGCGAGAAACACACCACACCGGCGGAUAACCUGCUCAUCCUGCACCCCGACGUGCUGCUCUCGGCGACGGCAAUCUCGGGCACGAGCACGUGCACGCGCAAGCCGCUGGUGCAGGCGCUCCUGCGCUCGUCGGCCGCCGACGACGGCGGCAGCACCGAGGCGCUGGUGAUGGGCGCGAUGCUGCAUGCAGUGCUGCAGGCGUGCCUGACCGGGCAGGGUCUGCCGUGGGCCGGCCUGCCGCCGACGAACUUCGCUCGCGGCUUCGUCGAGCAGCAGGUGCAUGCGCACGUCGCCGCGCACCUCGAGGACAUCGUCGGCGCCGGGCUCGAGACGGGCCGCGCGGCGCAGCAGCUGAUGGAGAGUGCGGCGCCGUUUGGGCAGUUUGCGCAGCUGUACCUGGCGCAUCCGCACGGCGAGAUUGAGGUGACGAUUGCGUGCGACACGCGCUGCCGGGUGCCGCCACGCGUGCGCGUCAAGCGUGUCCUCGAGGUGGAAGAGGACAUCUGGUCGCCGAUGUACGGGCUCAAGGGCUUCGUGGACGUGUCCGUCGAGGUCGAGAGCCUGGCCACGCCUGCGUCCUACACCAGCGUCAUGCCGCUCGAGCUCAAGACCGGGCGCGCGUUCGCCAUGCUCGAGCACCGCGCGCAGACGAUGCUCUACAUGCUCAUGAUGAGCGAGCGCUACGGCGUGGACUGCGCCGCCGGGCUGCUGUACUACUCGCGGACGGGCGAGCUGCACCGCGUGCGCCGCGUGCGCAAUGAGGUGCGCGCGUUGCUGAUAGGCCGCAACGAGCUGGCGAGCUAUCUGGCACGGCGAGAGGAUGCCCCAGCACUCCCCGCUGUAGAGGGCAUUCCGGCUCUCCUGCCACGCACAAUCGACGACGCGCGGACAUGCUCGCGCUGCUUCGUCGUCGACGGGUGCAUGCUAUACCGCCGGGCCGAGGACAUCGUCGAGGACCCCGAGGCACCAAGCGCGAUUGCCGACCUGUACGAGCGCAAGACGGCGCACCUCAGCGACAAGCACGCGGCGUUCUUCGCGCACUGGGAGCGCCUGCUGAGUCUCGAGGAGGACGACGUGGUGCGCUUCCGGCGCGAGCUCUGGACGAUGACGGGCGCGGCGCGCGAGCACAACGGGCGUGCGCUGGCGGGCAUGCAGCUCGUCGAGGGCGAGCUCGCAGCGACGCCGACGGAUGCGCGCCGGCAUGUGUACCGCUUCGUGCGCGCUGCUGGCCCGGCACGUCUGGCCGACCACGCCGCGGCGCUCAGCAACCUGCUCCAGGUCGGCGACACGGUAAUCGUGUCCGUCGAGCCGGCGCUGCCGGCGCUCGCCGCCGGGACGCUCGUCGAGCUGUCCAGCUCUGCGGUGACCAUCGCUCUCAAGCGCGCGCUCGACCCCGCGCUGGCGCUGGCCAAGGCGCAGAACGGCGCGCAUCCGCUCUUCCGCAUCGACCGUGACGACAUCGGCGGCGGCAUGGCGCGCAUCCGCAACAGCGUCGCGCGCCUCUUCUACGCCGGCGGCGAUGCGCUGCGCCGCGAGCUCGUCGUCGACCUGCGUGCGCCGCGGUUCAUGGAGCUGCCCGACUACGUGCCGCUGCCGGCGCACCUCAACGACGACCAGCGGCGCGCCAUGCGGCAUGUGCUGUCCGCGCGCGACUAUGCGCUGGUGGUCGGCAUGCCAGGCACGGGCAAGACGACGACGAUCGCCGAGCUCAUCCAGCUGCUCGUGCGCCGCGGCAAGACGGUGCUGCUCGCGAGCUACACGCACAGUGCCGUCGACACGAUCUGCCGCAAGCUCGUCGACGUCGAUCUGCUGCGGCUUGGGAGCGUCGAGAAGAUCCACCCGGACGUGCGCGCCUUUGCCAUGCCCGAGUCGAGCACGGCGGAGGAGCUCGAGGCGCGCAUGACGACGCCCACCGUCGUGGCCACGACGUGCCUCUCCCUGCCGCCGCUGGUGCGCCACGCUGCUGCGCGCGCGGGUGGCCUCGACGUGAGCCUCUUCAGCCGGCUCGCCGAGGCGCACCCAACCUCGCAAGUCUACCUCACGCGGCAGUACCGCAUGAACGCCGACGUCAUGGCGCUGAGCAACGAGCUCGUGUACGACGGGCGCCUGCGGUGCGGCUCCGACGCCGUCGCAGACUUGCGCCUCGAGCUGCCGGCACGCAGCGCGAGCCUCACAGCCAUGCACGCCGGAGGCGCAUGCACCGAGUGCUGGCUCGACCGGGUGUUGGACCCUGCCUGCCGCGUCGUCUUUCUCGACACGGACCGCGUGCCCGGCCGCGAGACACGCGUCGGCGAGAGUCUCGUGCAGAACGAGGUCGAGGGUGCGUUGGUGGCACAGCUCGCCGCGGCCCUGGUGCUUGGCGGCACAUCCGCGAGCGACAUCGCCGUGAUCACGCCGCUGCGCCAGCAGAUCCGGCUGCUGGCGGCCAAGCUGCACGGCAACAGCGCCAUCGAGAUCCUCACGGCCGACCGCGCGCAGGGGCGCGACAAGGCCGUCGUGAUCAUCUCGUUUGUGCGCAGCGGCGAGGCGGGCGUCGGCGAGCUGCUGAGCGACGCGCGCCGCAUCAAUGUGGCCCUCACGCGCGCCCAGCGCAAGCUCAUCCUCGUCGGCAGCCGCUCGACGCUGGCCGAGGCGCCGCUGCUGCGCAAGCUCUUUGGCGUGCUCGAUGCGCGCGGCUGGUGCCAGACGCUGCCGCCCGAUGCCCACCGCACGCACCACGCGCCGCCUGGUGAUGAAAACACGCGCCCGGCGAGCGCUUCUCCACAAGCCAAGGCCGCACUCAAGCGCACGCCGCGGCGCAGCGCUCCUGCGCACACCGCCGGUGCGCGCGCCAUCCUCAAGGACCGGCCGCUGCUGCGUGAUCUAGUAAACGACCUGGCGUGA